Messenger RNA from Funneliformis caledonium, 2133 nucleotides. The record is from the annotation of a GenBank genome assembly. NCBI's taxonomy places the organism in Eukaryota, Fungi, Glomeromycota, Glomeromycetes, Glomerales, Glomeraceae.
ACUGUUGAAAAUUUAAAUGAAAUAUUAUAUAAUAUAAAUCUUUAUGAUGAUGAAAACUUGGAAGAAGAAUUUAUUAAUGAAGAACAACAAAAUAUUUUUCCAAUUCCUGAGGAAGAAAUACUUAAUAUUGAAGAAUUAUUAAAUCUUCAUGCUGAUGAUUUUACAAAAUAUUUAGGAGAUAUAAUUGUUGAUACUUUUGAUAUUACUGAUAGUGAUGAUAAUGAGAAAACUAACAUUCAAGAUAAUAAUGGUGUUGAAGAAGAUUGGGACCCUGAAACACCAAUUUCGAGCGACGAAGAAAUACUCAAGCCAACAUUCCCACCUACUUUGACAAUAGACGAAAUCAUGCCAAAAUACGUUAAUAAUAAAAGUAAUAAAAGUAUAAUAUUUCCAAAUGCUUUUAUAAUUUACAGAAUGGCAUUAUUAAAAGAAUAUCGUAAAGAAAACAUCAAACCACCUUCAAUGGCUGAGGACGUUAAAUCUAAUGUUAAGAAAAACAAACUUCAAAUCACCUUUGAUAAAAAUAUGAAUGAAGUUGGAGAAAGCGGGCAAGUUUUGCAUUCGAAGGAUUUAAGUUUUGGAGCUGAUUAUGCCAAUCAUAACCAAAUUAAAGAUAAUGAGGCACAAUAUUCAUUAAGUGGAUUUCUUACGAUUGAGGAUUCUACUGUCGAUGCUAUGGAUCCUUCUGAUAAUGGUUCGGUUAUCAAUUCACAAGUUGAAACUUAUUCCCAUCAUAAUUUUUUAGAUCCUAAUGAUCAAGAGUAUAAAUCUUUAGAGGGAUUAGAAGGAGAAUUGAUUAAAAAUCAGAAUAUAAACCAUAUCUUUGAUGAUAGUAAUCCUUUUAACUCUAUUCAGCUUAAUGAACCUAUCAUUAAUAUUUGGAGCGAUAAUGGACUAAAUUUUUGUUGUAAUUCAAAUUUUAGAGAUGAUUCAGAAUUUAUUUCAAUAAAAUCAACAAUUUCUUCUAGAAUUUCUGCUACUUCAUAUAUCGAAAUUGAGAAGUUGCAGAAAUUACUUAUUAGUCGAAAAGAUGAUAUCAAUGAUUUAUUAAAAUCGCAGCCUGUUUAUGCUAUAGGAAUUGACUUUCAUAAUGAUUCUAUCAGUCCAUGUAUUUCUUGCUGGGUUUCUAAACCGUUAGACAUUUUAAUACUGGAAUGUCUUGAAGCCAUGUUUGAGAAUCAAUUUGAAGCUAUAUACCAAAUAUCAAUUUCUGAUAAAAUUGAUAUUAAUCAAAAUUUAAGUGAAUUAUCUAAAAAUUUGAAGAAAGAACAAGAAUCAGUCAAGGAUGAAGAGAAAGAUAAAAGCAGUAAUAAUAAUGGAAGCGAUAAUGAUAACAGAAGUGAUAAUGAUAGUAAUAAUGGUAAUAGAGGAGGCGAUAGUAAUGGAAGUAAAGAUAAUGAUAGUGGCAAUAAUGAAAAUUGUAUUACUAUUUCUUCUGUUGCAAUUGUCAAUACUGUAGAUCCAGAGAUUUUUCAAAAAUUUACUUUUGCUACUCAUCUUCAUGCUAAAUUUUCACCACCGAAUCUGGAGCGUGGACAUGGAUAUUUUCUUGAUUCUGUUGAAUUAAAUCGAUCUGUUAAAAUUUCAAAUGGUCGUGAAACAAACUUUGAAGGACAAAUUGGAACAGCACCAAAUAUUUCAGCAAAAGGUGGUAUAAAAAGUGUUACAAAUACCAAAUUCACAUCAGAUGAGUGGGAAUUAAAUUAUAGUGGUUGUCAUACUACUGGAGAUGCUUGGUCAUAUCGAUAUGUUUCUAAUAACUUUGACAAAGAUGGUAAGCGCAGAACAAGUUAUGUUCCUAGACGUCAUUCCGCUAAAUGGCAAACUAAGAAAAAUAUGAGUAGAUUUCGUAUUAAUAUAACUCAAAUAAUGCGCUAUAAGGUUAACUCAGUAUUACAAUUAAUUUCGCAAAAACCAGAAUUUAUAACAUGCCCUGUUAUUGCCCAUAAUCUUGAAAUUUCUUUUAAUAAUUUUAAGAACUUUAAUGCAAAUUUUGCAAAAUUGGCAAGGUCCAACAAAGGUAUUUAUGAUAUUGAUAAUAAUAUUAAUAUCAGAAUUCCAGAUAUUCAGAAUUUGGAUAAGAAAAUCAUAAUCAAACGUUUAUUUGUACCAAUAGCAUCAAAGGCUAAUUAA